AUGGACCCCCUAACAACCAGCGCCGAGGAAGGGACCAGUUCGCCCAUGCAGGAUGCUCCUACGAGUCCUAUUCGGGAGAUCUUCUCUGUACUUAUCGAGGAAGAGCUCGAAAGGGUGGUAGACCAGUAUGCUAUCAGCGUGAAGAAACACGCAUCACAAGUCUCGGCGGAAACGGUGGUAGGCAUGGCGGCAAGUGCGAUGUGGGACAUCUACAAGGGGCUAGAGCUGGGAAGACUUAUGGAUAAAUUACUACCAGAUGUUCUCGGAAAGGUAGAAGUUAUUGAAGGCGAUGGCGGUGUUGGCACCAUUGUUAAGCUUACAUUUCCUACAGGAACUCCUGGAGCUGGUUAUAUAAAGGAAAUAUUCAAAAAGAUUGAUGAAGAGAAGCGAGUGAGGGAAACAGAAAUGAUUGAAGGAGGGUUUAAAGUACUUGGAUUUGAAUCCUAUAUAAUUCGGCUGGAAAUUAUUGAGAAAGGUGGUGAAUCAAGUAUUAUUAAAUCUUCAAUUGAGUAUGAGGUCGAUGAUAAAUUAGCCAAUCUUGCUUCUGAAGUUACCACCAGGCCUCUGGAAAUAAUGGCAGAAGCCAUUGGGAAAUACCUCAGCAACCAGAAAGCCUCUGCGUAG
Molecule: messenger RNA, 624 nt
Organism: Pistacia vera
Lineage: Eukaryota; Viridiplantae; Streptophyta; Magnoliopsida; Sapindales; Anacardiaceae
Product: S-norcoclaurine synthase 1-like
Exons: 3
Coding region: 1-624 (207 amino acids)
Biological process (GO): defense response; abscisic acid-activated signaling pathway
Cellular component (GO): cytoplasm; nucleus
Molecular function (GO): protein phosphatase inhibitor activity; signaling receptor activity; abscisic acid binding
Source: RefSeq, a predicted model, not a curated record